This is a messenger RNA of Oldenlandia corymbosa var. corymbosa, 573 nucleotides long. Lineage: Eukaryota; Viridiplantae; Streptophyta; Magnoliopsida; Gentianales; Rubiaceae. The record is from the annotation of a GenBank genome assembly.
AUGAUGAAUCUCUACUAUGUUUGUUUUGGAUACCGUGGGAGGCCCCGAAUGAAUCGAGGGGUUAUUAAUGCAUUGAUAAGUCACAAUCUUCGCCGCUUGAAUUUGCCACCACAGCUUGCGUAUAUAGCUGGAGGAAGGUUUCAAGGGUUCAGAGUCCAAUUAUCUGUUUUAGAUCGUGAACUUGAACUUGAUGAUCAUCCUCCGAUAGAAGUCAACGAGGUCCCUGAAAUCCAUCCUCCAUCUGGCCCUGCAAUGAGUGCAGUGGAGAUAAAUGCCUUGCCAGCUAGCAAGUAUAGGCUACAGAAUGAGAGCACUUCAGAGCAGGGCUCCUCCUCUUCAGCUUCAGCGAAGGGAGCCAUGGUGGUUUGGGAGAAAUGUAUGAUUUGCAUGGAUUUCUUAAAUGAUGAUGAUCUAGUUCGUUGCUUGCCUUGUGACCAUCAGUUCCAUGCCAACUGCGUUGAUCCCUGGCUGAAGAGACGAGAAACAUGCCCAGUCUGCAAGAUUCCGACCAUGGGCGAGUAUGGUAUGGGUGGGAGCAUUCCAUUUGGUAAUGAUGAUCACGGCACUGUUUGA